CACAGCGCCUCACCACCAGCAACCACCAUCCGCUAGCUUCUUUUAGCCUCUUCAGCUAACCCCGCGGACCCACAGACGCAUCUGUCCUCCCUCUGUCGGUUAUGUGUGUCGCUUGAUUUCUACCGACGUUGACGGUGUGAGCGACUGAAGUGAAGCUGCGGUGUGAAGAUGCAGUUCAUGCUGCUGUUCAGCCGGCAGGGAAAGCUGCGCCUACAGAAAUGGUACGUGCCUCUGUCCGACAAGGAGAGGAAGAAGAUCUCCAGGGACCUGGUGCAGACCAUACUGGCCAGGAAACCCAAGAUGUGCAGCUUCUUGGAGUGGAGGGACCUCAAGAUUGUGUACAAGAGAUAUGCAAGCCUGUACUUCUGCUGUGCAGUCGAGGAUCAGGAUAACGAGCUGAUCACGUUGGAAAUCAUCCACAGAUACGUGGAGCUGCUGGACAAAUACUUUGGCAGUGUGUGUGAGCUGGAUAUCAUCUUCAACUUUGAGAAGGCCUACUUCAUCCUGGAUGAGUUCCUGCUGGGCGGAGAGGCCCAGGAGACGUCCAAGAAGAACGUGCUGAAGGCCAUUGAGCAGGCCGACCUGCUGCAGGAGGAGGCCGAGGCGCCGCGGAGCGUUUUAGAGGAGAUUGGGCUGACAUGAAUCACCCCUCUGCUGCCUCGCCGCUUUCUUCCAAUUCAGAUCUGGCAAUCUCCAUGACUCCCCCCCCCCGCCCCCGUCUUCUCCUGGUCACUGUGUCAGUGUUGUAUGUAUAUAAUCACCAUCUCUGUACCGUACUCUCCUGUAAUGUCCUUUCAAUGUGGUGCCAACUGUGCUUUUGAUGUGUCUCCUUAUGUACAAGUUCCCUCGCUGUAUCCCGCUGUGCUAUUAUCGUACGUCACUCUCGUAACUUCUUCAAAACGCCACAGAGAACAAUGUAGCAACAACAUGAAAUCUCCAGCAUCAUAUUAAGAUCAUCCAUCAUCACCGCUUGAAGGGUUGGUUGUGCUGUUCGGCUUCAGGAACUUUUUAAGGUGCUGUUGAAGCUGCAGUUGGUUCGAGUCACAGAGCAAAGCAUCUGAUUUCAGGAAAGAAUAAAUACUCAGCCAUGGAAAUUAGAUUUUUUUCCCCACACAUUUCUUAACUCUUCCAACCAAGUGGAUGAAAAAGACUUUUCUAUCAAAUAAUAAAUGUUAAUUUUGCUUCUUGUACAAAUUGAGUAAGGAGAUAUGUCAUUUUGGGCUAUCGUCUCAGAGCCUGUUCAGACUUGGGUGUUCACAUCCGCCCUGCUGCUUAGAGCUGUACACUCGUGAUCGGAUCUCAGGGCGGAUGUUAAUACCAAGUCUGAACAGAGCCUAGAAAUAACUUCUGAACAGCAGCAGUGUUGUGAAAUGACCUCCUGGGUUUUUAGUUCUUUUUUUAAAAAAGAUAGUCAGGAAUGUAUUUUUUUGGAAGAUCUGUUGCUCAGCUCUGUGGCUCAAAUAUAACAAUUAAACUUUUAUCAACUUGGGCUCGUGCUAAUGUGGGAAACACUGAAACUGUUACAAUCACUUCUAUGUGGGUAAAUUCAGCCCAGCAGAGAAAUUAAAAAUAAGUACCUACAAUCAGUA
Molecule: messenger RNA, 1589 nt
Organism: Hippoglossus stenolepis (Pacific halibut)
Lineage: Eukaryota; Metazoa; Chordata; Actinopteri; Pleuronectiformes; Pleuronectidae
Gene: ap1s2
Product: adaptor related protein complex 1 subunit sigma 2
Exons: 5
Coding region: 169-642 (157 amino acids)
Biological process (GO): vesicle-mediated transport; intracellular protein transport
Cellular component (GO): membrane coat; intracellular membrane-bounded organelle; AP-1 adaptor complex
Molecular function (GO): clathrin-cargo adaptor activity
Source: RefSeq, a predicted model, not a curated record